AGUUUUGAAUUUUUCCGAAAAUUCUGGAUGUCUAGGGUGAAAAUUCGACACAGACAGAGACAGACAGAGAGACAGAAAGGCAGACGGACAGACACGGAAACGCUACGCUCAGAAAGAAAAAAUAAAUAAUUAUGUUGGAAUAAAAUGCGAGGAAUUACUGAAAUUCUUUCGCUAUGAACUAAUUUAUUUCUAAAACGACUUCACGUUUAACAAGUCAAGGAUAGGUACUUGACGACAGUAAUUUGAAAUUGUUAUUUUGAACAGUCGCCUUAUCAGUUUGCAACAAUAAUUCUCCAUUUACGAAUACUAAACCUAUAUGCAUCAGAAAGCGAUACUUUGGAAGAUGUCGAAACUAUUAACACAACAUUGUCUUUCAGAAAAUCCACAUCCAAUGUAUUCUACUAAACCAAGUUACGUACACAAAGUUGGCGAACAGCCUUUAAAAUAUGUCACAAUUGGACAACUUUUAGAGGAAGUGGCCAAAAAUUUCGGCGACAGAAAAGCCAUCAUUUCAGUCCAUCAGGACAAAUUUCUGACAUUCUCUGAACUGUUAGACAAAACUGACAAAGUGGCUGCAAGUUUCAAACUAUUAAAUUUGGAAAAAAAUGACCGCUUGGGAAUUUGGGCUCCAAAUUUACUGGAAUGGUAUAUAACGAUGAUGGCAUGUGCGAGAGCUGGGUUAAUUGCGGUAUGUUUAAACCAGUGGCGGCUCGUGGUGAUUUUUGAUGGGUGGGCAAAGCAUUAUAGGUAUAGGUUACAACAUAAAACCGAACGUAUGUCGUUGCUUACAAUCAAGAGGGUGGACCAGGGUGGACUAGCCCAUCCUCACAUGAACCGUAUAACGCCGAGAUCUGAGGCACUUUUUUACAACUGCAAUUUCUCAGUUGCGGAAACUGCGGGAUGUAAUGAAGAAAAUCCGUUGGCUUAA
Zophobas morio is the source of this 928-nucleotide messenger RNA. RefSeq names its product medium-chain acyl-CoA ligase ACSF2, mitochondrial-like. Gene Ontology annotation, biological process: fatty acid metabolic process. The transcript has 4 exons. Gene Ontology annotation, molecular function: medium-chain fatty acid-CoA ligase activity. NCBI's taxonomy places the organism in Eukaryota, Metazoa, Arthropoda, Insecta, Coleoptera, Tenebrionidae. The record is from RefSeq and is a predicted model, not a curated record. The coding region runs from base 317 to 928 and encodes 203 amino acids.